Rotaria socialis is the source of this 267-nucleotide messenger RNA. NCBI's taxonomy places the organism in Eukaryota, Metazoa, Rotifera, Eurotatoria, Philodinida, Philodinidae. The record is from the annotation of a GenBank genome assembly.
AUGACUUCGAAUAACGACUGUAAGUCCGCGGUCAAAACUACAAUCAAUAAAUUGAAGGACGAUUUACAAAAUUAUGAACGCUUAGCGGGCGAACGAGUUAAACUGAGCACAGAUAUGAAUGUCUUUGAAUUAACAGCUCAAAAACAAGAAGUAGAAAAAAGACUUAAAGACAAUCAGAAACAGUUACGCACAUUAGCAAAAAAUAUUGAAACUGAUGGUAAACUAUUCAUAGCACUUGAAGAUGAAUACGACACAUCGAACAAUUAA